UAAUUGCCCUGGAAUUGAUGUCAUUCCAGUGGGUGACUGAAACAGCAGCGGCUUGUGUAUUUGUCACUGUUUUAACCGCUCGCUCCUCAUUUCCCCCCUUCACAUUUCUCACUUUUUUUGCGCGAGGCUUUGGACGUCUGUGAAUGGGGGAAAGUGCACGGAGUUGAAUCAGCUGUUCCUCGGGAUUUCCUACGGCACCGCUCAUAUACUUGAUCAUAUUUCAGGAAGUCGUUUUAUUUUUUUUUGGAGGGGUGUGUGCGUGUGUGUGAGGGGAGAGACUCUUGCACAUCAGCUGUUGUUGGAUUGUAUGAUGGUUGCGGUGCAGUGAAAACAGUUGGCCAGUCCUGUCCACUGUUCAGCCGGGCAUCAUGAACCUCGGGAGCCGGAGUCUGAAGUUUAUUUUGACAGCACUUCAGGCUUUAUCCGUCUCGGUGUGUGACAGUUUGCUCUCCAGAUCUCCUAAAGGGGAUCUUUUGAGCACGACUGUUCAACACAGACCAACCGCAAAGCAGAAACACUAUGGGACUACAGUACCUCUGCAGCUUGUUGGACAAGACUGGAAACCAAUCAGCCGGCUCAAACCCCAGAGUCACCCUGCCUCACUGAAGCUCCUGAUUGAAGUGGAAGGUGAGCAGCUGCUCUUGGCUCUGGAGAAAAACGAGGGGCUGUUUGCAAGUAACUAUACAGAAACCCAUUACCUGGAAGAUGGCAUUGCGGUCACAGGCUCAUACAACUUCACGGUAAACUGCUACUACCACGGUGAGGUGGAGGGUCGUGUCAACUCGGAUGUCAGCCUCAGUACCUGUGCUGGUGUUAAGGGUUUCAUAACACUUGAAGGCAAAUCCUAUGUAAUGGAACCAUCUGCUGAUCACUCCGAUGGGACUCACUGGAUCUACACAGCUGAACACCUCAGUUUUGCUCCUGGCACCUGUGGCCAUGAUUUCAACAUAUCCUACCCCAUUGAACAUGCAGACAGCAGUCCGUUCAGGGCUUUCAGCAAAAGGCAUAAACGCCAUGUCCAGAGCACGACCAAGUAUGUGGAGCUGAUCAUCGUGGCCGACAACAGAGAGUUUCAGAAGCAAGGCAAGGACAUGGAGAAGGUCAAGCAGCGGCUGGCUGAGAUCGCCAAUUACGUGGACAAGUUCUACAGAGCUCUGAAUAUCCGUGUGGCCCUGGUGGGCCUGGAGGUCUGGAGUGAUGUGGACAAGUGUCCCAUCACCCAGGACCCGUUCACCACCUUGCACGAGUUCCUAGACUGGAGGAAGGUGAAGCUGCUGCCUCAGAAGCCUCAUGACAACGCCCAGCUAAUCAGCGGCGUCUAUUUCCAGGGCACCACCAUUGGUAUGGCACCCAUCAUGAGUAUGUGCACAGCAGAGCAGUCUGGAGGAAUCGUCAUGGAUCAUUCAGACAACCCCCUGGGCGCCGCAGUCACUCUGGCCCACGAACUCGGACACAACUUCGGAAUGAACCAUGACACCCCAGAGAGGGGGUGUGGCUGCAGGGUGACCGUGGAUCGUGGAGGCUGCAUCAUGACUCCCUCCACUGGGUAUCCGUUCCCCACAGUGUUCAGCAGCUGCAGCAAGAAGGACCUCACGGCCAGUUUUGAUAAAGGCGUCGGGAUGUGUCUGUUCAACAUGCCUGAGGUCAAGGUGCUCUACGGUGGGCAAAAAUGUGGCAACGGCUAUGUCGAGGAGGGAGAGGAGUGUGACUGUGGAGAACUUGAGGAAUGUAUGAAUCCCUGCUGCAAUGCUACUACCUGCACUCUGAAGGGGGAUGCUGUUUGUGCACACGGACAGUGCUGCCAGGACUGUCAGCUAAAGCCAGCAGGCACUCCAUGCCGUGAAUCCAGCAACUCAUGUGAUCUGCCUGAGUUCUGCACCGGCACCGGCCCCCACUGCCCCUCCAACGUCUACCUGCAUGAUGGCCAUGCCUGCCACAACGUGGACGGCUACUGUUACAACGGCAUCUGCCAGACUCACGAGCAGCAGUGCAUCACGCUGUGGGGUCCAGGAGCUAAGCCAGCUCCGGGCAUCUGCUUUGAAAGAGUCAACUCAGCGGGAGAUCCCUAUGGCAACUGUGGCAAAGACUCUAAAGGCUCCUUUGCCAAAUGUGAUGCACGAGAUGCUAAAUGUGGCAAAAUCCAGUGUCAAGGAGGAGCUAACCGCCCAGUAAUUGGUACCAACGCUGUUUCCAUAGAGACCAACAUCCCCAUGCAGGAAGGAGGGAGGAUACUGUGCCGAGGCACACACGUUUACUUGGGUGACGACAUGCCCGACCCCGGCCUGGUCCUCACGGGGACCAAGUGUGGAGAUGGACUGAUGUGUCUGAACCGUCAGUGCCAGAACGUCAGUGUCUUUGGUGUGCACGACUGCUCAGCCAAGUGCAGCGGUCGAGGGGUGUGCAACAACAACAAGAACUGUCACUGCGAGGCUCAUUGGGCGCCUCCCUUCUGUGACAAGUCAGGUCUGGGAGGGAGCGUGGACAGCGGCCCCGUCAGAUUAGCAAACAGUGGGAGUCUGACUGUCGGCAUCCUGGUGGCUCUCCUCACCGUCCUGGGAGCUGGCCUCAUCAUCUGCAUCAAGAGGAAAACUCUACUGGGGCUGCUCUUCACCAGUAAAAAGAACCCAAUAGAGAAACUCAGAUCAGUAAGCGCCACAAUCAGUGGACCCUCCGCGGCGAACCAGCCUCCAUCAGCGAGCACCACGUCUCCAUCGCGACCGGCCCCGCCUGUGCCGCAUGCUGCCUCCAUCUUCAAGCCGCUGCACAGGGGGCCAGAGGCGGUACUCCCACCGGCCCCCUACCCUUCCCACAACCUACGCAGACUGCCCCAGUGCCCUCCGGUUCACCUCAGCCACCCGGUCCCCCUGGCUCUCACCCUGUCCCUCUCCCCUGGCCACGGGCUGCCGAGACCGCCGCUGCCUCCUCCUCACAUCCACGUCGCACCAAGGGGGGCGUCGUUUCGCAGCGCGUCACGCCAUAACUCUUGCAGGAUGGUCAUGGAGUUGGAGAAGCCCAGUCCUCCUCAGAAACCUCUUCCCGCCGACCCACGGAGUUCACGUCUGGUUCGAAGUCCCUCUAGAGCCCAGGGGCCCUCAUCUGUUUGUGGCCCUGUACCAUUACCUGUUGUACCUAGACCUGUGCGUCCUGUCCCGCACCCCAACAGACCCAGUCCCAAACAUCCUCCAACACUACCAAAGCCUUGCAUUAUUGCCAACGACAAAUACAGCAGCUGAGACUUUGGCCGGAAGGGACAAUGUUGUGUUGAGACACUAAAGAAUUUGCACUAUGAAAACUCUGAAAACCUUAAAAAAGAUGGCGGCUUCUCUUGAUUCUGGAGAUCUGCCUUGUCCCCUUUGGUGCUCUGUCCCUGAAU
Molecule: messenger RNA, 3373 nt
Organism: Centropristis striata (black sea bass)
Lineage: Eukaryota; Metazoa; Chordata; Actinopteri; Perciformes; Serranidae
Product: disintegrin and metalloproteinase domain-containing protein 12-like
Exons: 23
Coding region: 369-3233 (954 amino acids)
Biological process (GO): proteolysis
Molecular function (GO): metalloendopeptidase activity
Source: RefSeq, a predicted model, not a curated record